Molecule: messenger RNA, 474 nt
Organism: Protopolystoma xenopodis
Lineage: Eukaryota; Metazoa; Platyhelminthes; Monogenea; Polystomatidea; Polystomatidae
Source: the annotation of a GenBank genome assembly
AUGAGAGUAAUCAAAAUAUCCGCCCCACCCAUACCUAGUGACAUACAGAAAACUGUUCCAAUCGGCUCCCUCCUGUUUGGUAGCUGGGAGGUGGGCAAAUCAGCAAAUGAUGUACAGUUGGCUGACCUAAUCAUCUGGUUCCGAAAAUUGGAGGUGUUUGAAAAACAUAGACUUAUAGGCUACACAGGUGUCCAAGACCGAUUGCUCGAAAAGGCUAGCUACUUCUGGUCGACAGACCCUUAUAUUUACCGUGAUGCUUCUGCUCAAAUAACCUUCAGGGAGUCGUUUUCUUCUUCGACUAAUUCGUCUUCUAACUCACUCACUGGCGUCAGUAACUACGCCUUGGCGUCGAUUUACAAGCCAAUCGGAGUGAAUCUAUUCACUGAUGGUCUCGACUAUGCAUUGGUGGCACUGGUUCCCGAGCUGAACAUGCUUCAGAAUAACUACUUCAUGUUGGGUAAGUUGCUGCAGUAA